Vespa velutina is the source of this 1071-nucleotide messenger RNA. RefSeq lists its product as uncharacterized. Bases 260 to 1030 code for a protein of 256 amino acids. The transcript is spliced from 2 exons. NCBI's taxonomy places the organism in Eukaryota, Metazoa, Arthropoda, Insecta, Hymenoptera, Vespidae. The record is from RefSeq and is a predicted model, not a curated record. Gene Ontology annotation, molecular function: N-acetyltransferase activity.
UCUAAAUAGUACUAUUUCUUUUAAUUUAAAAAUUUUCAAUUGAAAAUUUUUUCGUUUCAAAUAUGAACAAUACGUUAUUUUGUGUAAUACGAUGUAUGACCUCAGCGUGUAUAUAUACUUUGACAUUUAUUACAUAUUUCGACAGUUACUUACAGUUUUAUACGCUAUAAACAUAGAACUUAAGUUUUUAAAAGAUCAAAAAAUUUUAUCUCUGUUAUAAUUGUGUAUUUUUGGUUGAUAUUUUAUAGAAUUUUUCAAUAUGUCUAAUUUUAUUCUUAUUAGAUCUUAUAGACAAGAAGAUGAACCAUUUUGCAAAAAGUUAUUUAAAGCUGGUAUAAUCGAUUCGCUAAAUGCAACAUUUACUGCAUUUUUAACCAGGAAAGGAGCCAUUAAUGCAAUAAAUGUAUCAAUUGUAAUGUUUACAUUGGCACUCAUAGUCGUAGGAUUUCCUAUUGUUUAUUGUAUUAUGUUUAUAUUUAUACCGCCAAUUAUUUUUUACAUUUUUUUAUAUGCAACUUUUUUGUAUGAAGCUAGAAAUGUUGAAAAUGAAUCAUCUGCGAUUACAUGGAUUUACACAUCAGAUAAUUCUUCCUGUUUUUGGAUAGCGGAAGCAUAUGAAGAUUAUUCAUUAAAUCAUCAACAAAAUCAGCGAUAUAUUUUCAUGACAGAGGAAAAAUUUAAUGAAUCUAAUAUUAAUGUAUCGAGGCAUGUCAAAAAAGUUGUAGGUACUAUUGCUUUUUAUAGUUGUAGUAGGUCACCAAAUUCUGGUUGGAUAAAAAGAUUAUGUGUUCAUAAAGACUAUAGAAGAAAAGGUAUAGGAAGUCAUCUUGUGAAUCGAGUUUUGCAAUUUGGUGAAGAACAAGGAUUUGAAUAUAUUAAUGUGAUUAUUUCAGAAUAUAGAAUAGGAGCAAUACUAUUAUUUAUAAAAAAAGGUUUCAAUAUGCAUGAUAUACAUAGUAAAUCACCUUUUAUGUUAAUAGCGUUUUAUGAAUAUGUAUAUCGAACGACGCAUUAUCGUCCACGUUAUUAAAAACCCACAUAAUGUAUAAUCUAUAACGGAUAACUAAACUA